UUCACUCUCACCCCUGAGCAGGCCAAGGCCAAGGAGGUCAGUCUGACCCCUCAGCAGGCCCAGGCCAUGGGGCUCACUCUCACCCCUGAGCAGACCAAAGAACAGAGGGUCAGUCUGACCCCUCAGCAGAUCCCGGGAGUCACACUCACCCCUCAGCAGUCCCAAGCACAAAUGACUAAUCUCACUCCUGAACAGGCCCAGGCCCUGGGGAUAACCCUAGACCAGCAGCUGUUCCAAAUACAACAGCAGGCCCAAGAACAGCAGGUCACCAUCACCCCAGAGGAGGCCGAGGCCCUGGGCAUCACUCUCACCCCUGAGCAGGUCAAGGCUCAUGAAAUCGCUCUGACUCCUGAGCAGGCUGAGGCCCUGGGGCUCACUCUCACCUCUGAACAGGUUAAGACUCAAAGGGUCAGUCUGACUCCUGAGCAGGCUGAGGCCCUAGAGCUCACUCUCACUCAUGAGCAGGCCCAGGCCCUGGAAAUGGUUCUCACCCCUCAGACCGAAGCUCUUGAGGUCACUCUCACUCCUGAACAGGCUCAGGCCCUGGGACUCACUCUCACCCUUCAGCAGGCCAAGGCACAAAAGAUCAGUUUGAGCCCUCAGCAGGCCCAAGCUCUGGGGAUCACUCUCACUCCUCAGCAGGCUCAGGCUCUGGGGCACACUCUCACACUUCAGCUCGAAGCUCACACACCUAAACAGGCCCAGGCUGUGGGGCUCACUGUCACAUCUCCAAAGGCUCACAUACAGAAAUUAUUUCUCACCGCUCAGCAGGCCCAAGCUUUGGACAUCUCUCUUACUCCUGAGCAAGCUGAGACAUCAACGACCAUUCUUACCCCUCAGCUGGUCAGUGGCCUAGGAAUCACUAUCACCCGUGAGCAGGCCAAGAAACAAAAGAUCGUUUCGAGCCAUCAGCUGGCCCAGGCUCUGAUGCUAGCUCCUACCUUUCAGUCCGAAGCUGACAAGAUCACUCUCAGGCCUCAGCAGGCCAGAGCACAGGAAAUCAGUUUUGCUCUCAAGCAGGCCCAGGUUCAGGAAAUAGUUUCUACCCUUCAGAGCAAAGCUCUUGAGAGCACUCCCACACCUGAGCAGGACCAAGCACAGAAAAUCAGUCUUACUUCCGUGCAGGUCAAAGCCAUGGAAAUAGCUCCCACUCCUCAGAGCAAAGCUCUUGAGAGCACUCGCAUACCUGAAGAGGCCCAAGCACAGGAAAUCAGUCUUACUCCCCAGCAGGCCCAGGCUCUGGGGCUCACUCUCACGCCUCAGCAGGCUCACAUACAGAAGAUAUUUCUCACCCCUCAGCAGGCCCAAGCUCUGGGCAUCACUCUUACCUCUGAGCAAAUCAAGACACCAAAGAUCACUCUCACCCCUCUACAGGUCCAAGCCCUAGGGGUCACUCUUACCCAGGAACAGGCCAAAGCAGAGAAGAUCAGUUUGAGCCCUCAGCAGGCCCAAGCUCUGGGGAUCACUCUCACUCCUCAGCAGGCCCAGGCUCUGGGGAUAGCACCUACUCCUCAGCCCGAAGCUGUCAAGAUCACUCAAAGACCUGAGCGGACUGUCAGUCUUACUCCGGAGCAAGCCAAGGCCCUGGAGAAAGCUUCUACCCCACAUAGUGAAGAUCUUGAGAGCACUCACACACCUGAAGAGGCCCAAGCACAGGAAAUCAGUCUUACUCCCCAGCAGAUCCAGGCCCUGGGGCUCACUCUCACGCCUCAGCAGGCUCACAUACAGAAAAUAUUUCUCACCCCUCAGCAGGCCCAAGCUCUCUACAUCACUCUUACCCCUGAGCAAAUCAAGACACCAAAGAUCACUCUCACCCCUCCACAGGUCCAAUUCCUAGGGGUCACUCUCACCCGUGAACAGACCAAAGCAGAGAAGAUCAGUUUGAGCCCUCAGCAGGCCCAAGCUCUGGGGAUCACUCUCACUCCUCAGCAGGCCCGGGCUCUGGGGAUAGCUCCUACCCCUCAGCCCAAAGCUGUCAAGAUCACUCGAAGAUCUGAGCGGAUAGUCAGUCUUACUCCCGAGCAGGCCAAGGCCCUGGAAAGAGCUACCCGAUAUAGUGAUGAUCUUGAGAGCACUCACACACCUGAAGAGGCCCAAGCACAGGAAAUCAGUCUUACUCCCCAGCAGGCCCAGGCCCUGGGGCUCACUUUCACGUCUCAGCAGGCUCACAUACAGAAGAUAUUUCUCACCCCUCAGCAGGCCCAAGCUCUGGGCAUCACUCUUACCCCUGAGCAAAUCAAGACACCAAAGUUCACUCUCACCCCUCCACAGGUCCAAGCCCUAGGGGUCACUCUCACCCGGGAACAGACCAAAGCAGAGAAGAUCAGUUUGAGCCCUCAGCAGGCCCAAGCUCUGGGGAUCACUCUCACUCCUCAGCAGGCCCGGGCUCUGGGGAUAGCUCCUACCCCUCAGUCCGAAGCUGUCAAGAUCACUCGAAGAUCUGAGCGGAUAGUCAGUCUUACUUCCGAGCAAGCCAAGGCCCUGGAAAGAGCUACCCGAUAUAGUGAUGAUCUUGAGAGCACUCACACACCUGAAGAGGCCCAAGCACAGGAAAUCAGUCUUACUCCCCAGCAGGCCCAGGCCCUGGGGCUCACUCUCACGCCUCAGCAGGCUCACAUACAGAAGAUAUUUCUCACCCCUCAGCAGGCCCAAGCUCUGGGCAUCACUCUUACCCCUGAGCAAAUCAAGACACCAAAGAUCACUCUCACCCCUCUACAGGUCCACAUCCUAGGGGUCACUCUCACCCGGGAACAGGCCAAGGCACAGAAGAUCAGUUUGAGCCCUCAGCAGGCCCAAGCUCUGGGGAUCACUCUCACUCCUCAGCAGAUCCGGGCUCUGGGGAUAGCUCCUACCGCUCAACCUGAAGCUGUCAAGAUCACUCGAAGACCUGAGCAGGCCCAAGCACAGGAAAUCAGUCUUACUCGUGAGCAGACCAAGGCCCUGGAAAAAGCUUCUACCCGACGUAGUGAAGAUCUUGAGAGCACUCACACACAUGAGCAGGCCCAAGUACAGAAAAUCAGGGUUACUUCCGAGCAGGCCAAGGCUCUGGAAAUAGUUCCUACCUCUCAGAGCAAAGCUCUUGAGAGCACUCGCAUACCUGAAGAGGCCCAAGCACAGGAAAUCAGUCUUACUCCCAAGCAGGCCCAGGCCCUGGGGCUCACUCUCACGCCUCAGCAGGCUCACAUACAGAAGAUAUUUCUCACCCCUCAGCAGGCCCAAGCUCUGGGCAUCACUCUUACCCCUGAGCAAAUCAAGACACCAAAGAUCACUCUCACCCCUCCACAGGCAUACGCCCUAGGGGUCACUCUCACCCGGGAACAGGCCAAGGCACAGAAGAUCAGUUUGAGCCCUCAGCAGGCCCAAGCUCUGGGGAUCACUCUCACUCCUCAGCAGGCCCGGGCUCUGGAGAUAGCUCCUACCCCUCAACCUGAAGCUGUCAAGAUCACUCAUAGACCUGAGCAGGAUGUCAGUCUUACUCCCGAGCAGGCCAAGGCCCUGGAAAAAGCUUCUACCCCACAUAGGGAAGAUCUUGAGAGCACUCGCACACAUGAGCAGGCCCAAGUACAGAAAAUCAGGGUUACUUCCGAGCAGGCCAAGGCCCUGGAAAUAGUUCCUACCCCUCAAAGCAAAGCUCUUGAGAGCACUCGCAUACCUGAAGAGGCCCAAGCACAGGAAAUCAGUCUUACUCCCAAGCAGGCCCAGGCCCUGGGGCUCACUCUCACGCCUCAGCAGGCUCACAUACAGAAGAUAUUUCUCACCCCUCAGCAGGCCCAAGCUCUGGGCAUCACUCUUACCCCUGAGCAAAUCAAGACACCAAAGUUCACUCUCACCCCUCCACAGGCCUAUGCCCUAGGGGUCACUCUCACCCGGGAACAGGCCAAGGCACAGAAGAUCAGUUUGAGCCCUCAGCAGGCCCAAGCUCUGGGGAUCACUCUCACUCCUCAGCAGGCCCGGGCUCUGGAGAUAGCACCUACCCCUCAGCCCGAAGCUGUCAAGAUCACUCAAAGACCUGAGCAGGAUCUCAGUCUUACUCCGGAGCAAGCCAAGGCCCUGGAGAAAGCUUCUACCCCACAUAGUGAAGAUCUUGAGAGCACUCGCAUACAUGAGCAGGCCCAAGCACAGGAAAUCAGUCUUACUCCCCAGCAGGCCCACGCCCUGGGGCUCACUCUCACGCCUCAGCAGGCUCACAUACAGAAGAUAUUUCUCACCCCUCAGCAGGCCCAAGCUCUGGGCAUCACUCUUACCCCUGAGCAAAUCAAGACACCAAAGUUCACUCUCACCCCUCUACAGGCCUAUGCUUUAGGGGUCACUCUCACCCAGGAACAGGCCAAGGCACAGAAGAUCAGUUUGAGCCCUCAGCAGGCCCAAGCUCUGGGGAUCACUCUCACUCCUCAGCAGGCCCGGGCUCUGGAGAUAGCACCUACCCCUCAGCCCGAAGCUGUCAAGAUCACUCAAAGACCUGAGCAGGAUCUCAGUCUUACUCCAGAGCAAGCCAAGGCCCUGGAGAAAGCUUCUACCCCACAUAGUGAAGAUCUUGAGAGCACUCACACACCUGAAGAGGCCCAAGCACAGGAAAUCAGUCUUACUCCCCAGCAGGCCCAGGCCCUGGGGCUCACUCUCACACCUCAGCAGGCUCACAUACAGAAGAUAUUUCUCACCCCUCAGCAGGCCCAAGCUCUGGGCAUCACUCUUACCCCUGAGCAAAUCAGGACACCAAAGAUCACUCUCACCCCUCCACAGGCCUAUGCCCUAGGGGUCACUCUCACCCGGGAACAGGCCAAGGCACAGAAGAUCAGUUUGAGCCCUCAGCAGGCCCAAGCUCUGGGGAUCACUCUCACUCCUCAGCAGGCCCGGGCUCUGGUGAUAGCUCCUACCCCUCAGCAGGCUGAAGCCUUGGGAAUCACUUCCACCCCAGAUAAGGAAGAAUGGAUAAGCUUGACCCCUGAGCAGGCCCAGCCCCUGGGGAUCACUUUCACCCCUGAGCAGGCCAAGGAACAGAAGGUCAUUGUGACCCCUGAGCAGGCCCAGGCCCUGGGAGUCACAUUUACUCCUGAGGAGGCCAAGGCACACAGAAUCUUUCUGGGCCCUGAGCAGGCCCACUCCCUGGGGAUCACACUCACUCCUGAGCAGGCAGAAGCCCUGGGCAUCGCUCUCACUCUUUCACAGAGACAGGCUCAGGGUAUUCUUCUUCCUCAGAAAUCUCAGGGUUUGGAUGCUCCAUUAAUUCCUGAGCAGGCUGAAGCACAAAGGAGAAGGCUCAUUAAGCAUUUUCAAACCCUGAAAACCCCUAUUGCCCACAAGUCUAUUCAGACAGAAAAACCAGCUAUCACUUCUAAACAGACCCAGACAACUUUGAUCCUAAGUACCCUACAGUCUCAGAUGUUUGGAGUCCCACAUUCACAAAAAGAGGACUUGGCAUUGGGAAUCACUCCCACACCAGGGCAGACCCAGGCAGUUGAGCAAGUCCAGGCUUUGCAGGCUACCCUCACAUCCAGGAGGGCCCAGUCAUUGCUGGGCCAGUUUGUUCCAGAGCACAUGCAAACACUAACAUUCACAAUCACUCUUGAGAAAGCCCAGGGCUUGGGGGUCACUUUCACACGAGAACAAACCCAGGCAUCAGCUAUCACCUUCACCCCUGAGCAGGUGGCAGCGCUAGAAGAUGCGCUCACUGCAGACCUGGCCUGGAAGUGGGGGAUUUUAACCACACCAGAAGAUAGCUCACAUAUUAUGACCACUAACCAGCCGCACAGACUGGGAGUCACCAGUCACCAACCACCUCAGGCCCAUCAUAUUCCUCUUGCCGUUGACAGGCUAUCUCAAAAAUGGAAGGAUUUCCCUCUACUGCAGAAAUUAACACCUUCUCCUGCCCAUGUUCCAUCUGCCCCUACGACGGGCCUAGGCCUGAGGAUUCUUUCUGACUCUGGAAAGCUUGAAGAACCACGGAUCUCUCCUACCUACAGACAGAUGCUCCAAGACAGAGGUCAAGUCAUUGCUGCACAGUACCCAGCACCGGGAGUUGCUCCUACAAUGAGACAGCUCCAGACACCUGAGGCUCCUCCCACUUCAAGGCCAUCCCUUGGUCCUAAGUGGCUGCUCAGAACUGGAGACAUUUGGCCAUCUCUAAUAUCAGAAAUCCCCUUUGGCCCCAGACCAUCUCCUGGACCUAGGAUCCCCCCCAUCUCUAGAGAGAGUCCAGAACUCUUUGUUCCUGAAGGCUCUGAUGCCCGAAAGGAGUUUUUGGUUUCCGACAUCUUCCCCUCCCAGGCUCCUGCCAUCAGCAAACACACUCCCUACAGGCAGACCCAUUCUACCCCUGCACAAGGUCCUUCAUGGAUCAUCCCGGAAGUCUCCCCCCUAAUACUCACUCCCAUCCCACUGCGUUCCUCCAUGGACGAGGAACUCCCAGUUCCUGGGAGGCCCCAGCAUGGGUCUCCCUUUGCAGUUGCUCAGAGAAGUCCCAGAGCUUCCCCUGCAAAACUUGAACCGGCAAGUGUUCUCCCAAGUGAUGCCCUGGGUUUGCCGGUCUCUCAGCUUCCUUUCCCUACUGAGAAGAUCCAAAGAGCGAAGGUUUAUGACACUUCAAGACAAACUCAGGAACUCCAAGAUUCUUUUGACGUGGAACCACUUGGAAAGUUUCAGCCUUGUGUCAUCGGUUCUAGGAUACACAGAUCACAGUCCCCCCUUGUUGAUGAGAAAGCCCUUUCCAGGGAGGAGAAGCCCAUAGCAACACUACCAUCUCUCACCACUCAAUCCUUCCAGCCAUCACAGAUCUUAGCUUCUGAAAGGGGCCAGAAACCAUGGCUUCCCCCUAUAGACAAGCCCUGGUUCCUAAGCCCAGUUUCUGAUACCAGGAGAGGCAAGAUGAUGGGGUCCGCAUUCCCUGACCAGCACCCUGAAGACAGAUACUGCGUUAAUGUGGAGGCUCAAAGGAGGAACCUGGUUUUAUUAAAUCAGGCUGCACAAACGUCUGGACUCCCUUCAGAGCAUUACUCAUUUGCCAGGAAUCUCAUAGUUGAAUUACUUCAUACGAAUACAGUUCGGCUGGGGUAUCUGUCCCGCAAGUAUGUUGCCUAUAGGCUGAUCCAGCUUGCCAGAAACAACAUAACCAAACGAUUAAAAGACAUCCAAAACACUGGGAAAGGGUAUGAGGCACAGAACCUGUACAUCAUGCUGAACAGAAUUGAUGAUUAUCAGAAGAAGGUGAUGUCGGUCUGGAUGGACAAACAGAAGAGUCUGGAGCAGAGGCGGCAGCAGUGUUUGUGGUCCAUGGGGCGCUUCUUCAGCCAGCUUGAAAAGGCGUUUAAACUAAACCUCAGCCAGCCCACACCUGUGAUCUCUGGCUUCAACCAGAUCCCUGAUUUUACCAAAUUUCAACGGCCAGUCUUGGAGUUUUUAGUUGAGGACAAGAAAUCCAGCCUUCUCAAAGCACUCAGACAAGGUCCGACAGAGACCAUCUGGAAUGCUGAGCUGUCUACUUCAAGCUACCCGAUAGCGGAGAAGACAUCGCUGAAGACUCUGUGGGCUCAGCUGGGUGGGUACCCAGACAUCCCCAGACUGCUGCAGCUGGAUAUCCAGUCGACCUUCCGAAAGUCUCUCGCUUCCCUUCUGUCACGGUCUAAGAAGAUUCGCAAGUGACUACAAGAGCUAAGGACAAACAUGUAGAGAGCAGAUUUAAGUGUUUUGGCACAAGACCUAUUUUCUGA
Meriones unguiculatus (Mongolian gerbil) is the source of this 7703-nucleotide messenger RNA. RefSeq names its product protein FAM186A-like. The record is from RefSeq and is a predicted model, not a curated record. The transcript has 5 exons. Bases 67 to 7635 code for a protein of 2522 amino acids. Lineage: Eukaryota; Metazoa; Chordata; Mammalia; Rodentia; Muridae.